UAUAUAGUUUUAUUAUCUUAUGUGAAUCAUCGUAACAGCGACCACGACGUAUAUUCCUCCAUACCUGUCUUAUCUAAUCCGAUGACCGAUCUCAUCCUAAAAUAACAAACUAAUAGAUGUCAUAUCCCCGAAUUCCUGCCGAAUUUCUCAUCAUUCGCCAUGACUACCCUCGCGAGAAUUUUAUCUUUUCCCUUUCCUUCCUUACCAUCAUUUUUCCUAUCACCACCAGAUCAGUUCCCUGCUAGCACUCUUCAAGCGAACACCUAGCCCCUCUCUCUUUCGAGCGGUAUUACACUCUUGUUGAGAAUUAUAAAAUAAAGUCAGUUAACAGUCGGAGGCAUAAAAGCUGAUUUCUCGUUCCUUCCCAAUAUUCGUUUCGCUUCAUAAGCUGUGGCAAACGUAACAAUUGGUGGCAGCGAUGGGAUCAAGAAGACGAAAUAAAAACAACACGUGGAAGGAACGCGUAGGAAGAGACAGACAUUAAGAAGACUGUUAAAAGACUAAGUUAUCAUCGAGAGGACAAGCAGUUGAGCCUGAGGAAAUUGAGUCGAGAGAACUUCAUUAGUCGCAAAAUUAAUGAUGCAGAAAACUCAAAGUCAGCCGCAAUCUCAAAUCAGUGGACUCAGCCAGGGACGUCGAGCAUAUCGCAGUCAGAGCCUGCUAACAUCCUGAGAUCCGAUUGACCGAUUAACCCCCGACGAACGGACUACAGUUCUCGAGGAAAUAGGCAUAAGGACUCCAGGAUUUUUCCGGAAGGAACAUAACAGCCGACAUCAAGUAAUCGACGAGAACGGAACUCCGUGGAAGGCUACACGUAAAAGGGUCAUCAACUCAAGGACAUUGUCAUCCAAAGGACUUCGGAAGCAUCAUGCGACUCGUAGUAGUAACGACGAUGUUAAUAGUGACAGCGAUGACUAGAGCCGAUACAUUUCAAGCAUUUACCAACGAAGCGUUAAAGAAACUGGCAGAGGUUUAUUUUGAAAAUAUAGGAGAUUUGAAUAUCUUCCGGGACCAUUGGAAAAUAAUCAACUACGUUAACCUCAUCCCAUUAGAAGAAAAGGAAAAAAUAAUAAAAUUUUACGCAAGCAAAAUCGAAAUCUUAUGUUACAGCUUUUAUUUUCUAAACAGUACAACAUGUUCAGGAUUACAAGAAUUGCACCGUAUAGAGAGAAAAUUAGAAAGUUUGAAAGUCGACCGCCAAAAUAUUAACGAAAUGUUAGGACGACCUGCUCAACCAGAACAUCGCUUUAAACGAGGAGUUUUUGAUUUUGUUUGGCAAAUUACAAAAAUCCUUUUUGUACUCUAGACUCAUCCGAUGCUGACUACUACAAUAAUCAAAUAUAUUGCGUUUACAACAAUUCAAAAAAACUAACUAAUCUUUAUAAAAAACAAAUUAAUGUUAUCCAGUCCAGCAUUAACACCUUUAGUAAUCUUUUUAAAGUUCACGCCAGACAAUUUGAGGAAGUAAAUUAUAAUCUGGAACAGUUAAAUAAACACAUAUUAAACAACCGUCGCAAA
Molecule: messenger RNA, 1518 nt
Organism: Harpegnathos saltator (Jerdon's jumping ant)
Lineage: Eukaryota; Metazoa; Arthropoda; Insecta; Hymenoptera; Formicidae
Exons: 2
Coding region: 869-1306 (145 amino acids)
Source: RefSeq, a predicted model, not a curated record